Arabidopsis lyrata subsp. lyrata is the source of this 1470-nucleotide messenger RNA. Its product is annotated as transcription factor TCP6. Lineage: Eukaryota; Viridiplantae; Streptophyta; Magnoliopsida; Brassicales; Brassicaceae. Gene Ontology annotation, cellular component: nucleus. The coding region runs from base 318 to 1025 and encodes 235 amino acids. Gene Ontology annotation, molecular function: sequence-specific DNA binding; DNA-binding transcription factor activity. The transcript has a single exon. The record is from RefSeq and is a predicted model, not a curated record.
ACUGCGAAAGACUCCUAACAACCGAGUUUAAGAAUAUUUUGAUUGAUCGGAAUUCAUCUGAUUUAAGAAUAUUUAGUGAUUAUAUAAAUUCUAAAUUAUCUAAAAGGAAAUAAAUUUUUUUUUUUUUUUUGAUUGAGCUUUUGGAUUGGAUUCGACGGUUUAAGAUAUUUUUUUUUUUUGAAAUUAAUAAAAUCUUGUUACUACUUAGGUCAAAAGGUCACUCACCCCACCUUGAAUCUGAGAGAGAGUAAAGUCAGAGAAAAAAGUUUGGUAACUUUUACUUCCGACCUGAAAGUCCCCACUCCCCACACCUUGACAUGGUCAUGGAUCCCAAGAAGAAUCCAACUCUACCAAGUUUCUUAAACCCAUCACCACAAAAUCUGGACAACGACAAGAAGAGGAAACAAACAGAGGUUAAAGGUUUCGACAUUGUGGUCAGGGAGAAAGAAGAGGAAGAACAGAUUCAGCUUCUUGAUGAGAAGAAGAAGAAACCAAACAGAGAUCGACACCGUAAAGUCGAAGGAAGAGGUCGAAGAGUUAGGUUACCUCCACUUUGUGCAGCGAGGAUUUAUCAAUUGACUAAAGAAUUAGGUCACAAAUCAGAUGGUGAGACUCUUGAAUGGUUACUUCAACAAGCUGAGCCAUCUAUAAUCUCUGCUACUGGAAAUGGAAUCAAACCCAUUGGAACCACCACCACUGAUUCUGUUUCUCAACCUUCUCUCACGGCGGAUUUGAUGGUUAGGCAUAACUUUGAAGGAGCUUCAAGGACUCAAAUGGCGGCAAAUGAAACAGAGCAAACCACUGGAGGGUUUGAUUUGAAUUACGGAAUUGGGUUUGGUUUCAAUGGUGUUUCAGAGAUUGGUUUUGGAAAUAAUCAAACGCCUGGACUUGAAUUAGGGUUGUCUCAAGUUGCGGUUUUGAAUCCACAGGUUUAUCAACAAAUGGGUCAAGAACAGUCUAGGGUUCUUCAUCAUCAUCAUUCUUAUGAAGAUCAGCAACAGAGUGCAGAGAAAAAUGGUUCUUAAAGCUCAAACCUUUAAUGGCUUUUACUUAUAUUUUGCAUAUAGAUAUUUAGUGAGAAUGUGAUUGCUGAAAUCUCAAAGUUGAUAGCUUUUAAGGAAAUGCGUUUUGUGGCACAAUGUGCUUAUUCAUUGCUUAUUUUACUUAGAUCAGCAAGAGAACAUUGGUUCUCAAAGGUCAAACCUUUAAUGGCUUUUACUUAGAUUGUGCAGAUAUAUAGUGAGAGAAUAAAAUAUGGUUUUGCUGAAAUCUUAAUGUGCUCAUUCAUAGUUUCUUUUGCUCAAACUCUCUUUGAUCAAUGGCUUUGAUGUAAUUAGGCUAUAUAGUUACUAAGUAAGUUAUGCUAUGUAAACUUCACUGAAAUAAGGCUUUUAUGUUAUGCUCUGUAAACUGCACUGAAAUAAGGCUUUUAUGCAUCAUUAAGCACUCUGAUGAUUGAGUUUUGUUGUA